Paramormyrops kingsleyae is the source of this 7123-nucleotide messenger RNA. RefSeq names its product SIX homeobox 5 (gene six5). The record is from RefSeq and is a predicted model, not a curated record. Gene Ontology annotation, cellular component: nucleus; transcription regulator complex. Gene Ontology annotation, molecular function: RNA polymerase II cis-regulatory region sequence-specific DNA binding; DNA-binding transcription factor activity, RNA polymerase II-specific. Gene Ontology annotation, biological process: regulation of transcription by RNA polymerase II. Lineage: Eukaryota; Metazoa; Chordata; Actinopteri; Osteoglossiformes; Mormyridae.
UGAUUCGCCAUUGACCAGUAAAAACAAAUUGCAGUAGAAGGGAUUUUCGCACCUAAUCCGCUGUUCUUUCUCUAAAGUUCCAUGACUCAUUAAGACUUUUGGCUUCUCUAUUAUUAUAGUUAAUCCUGGCUGAUUAAUUUGUUUUGGUAAAUGGUUUAGUUUCAGAGUAAGCGUUCGUGGCACGGAGUCCCCAAAGGGGCGUGACGUGCAGAGCGGCCGGAGACGCUCGUCGGCGGGGAGAGAGGCGAUAGAGGGCGAGGGGAGGGAGGAGGAACUGGGGUGGAAAAAAAAUUACACUAAAAUGGCUUCCUUUUCUCUGGAGGAAGGAGUACAAACAGAGAACAGCCCGGAGAAGUUGUCUCCGGAGUCCGGGAAGCUGAAAGAAGAGAAGGCGGAGGUUGACGAUGUUUCGGAGCAGCUGCUGCAAACUUUCCAGAGUUCGGCGCUCGGCUUCUCCACGGAGCAAGUGGCGUGUGUCUGCGAGGCGCUGCUGCAGGCGGGCAAUGUGGAGCGCCUGGGUCGGUUCCUCUCCACCAUCCCAUCGUCGGCCGACCUGCUACGUGGCAACGAGACCCUGCUGAAGGCCCAGGCGCUGGUCGCCUUCCACCGGGAGGAAUUCAAAGAGCUGUACGCCAUACUGGAAAGCCGCGACUUCCACCCGAGCAACCAUGGGUUCCUGCAGGACCUGUACUUGCGGGCGCGCUACAAAGAGGCGGAGAGGUCCCGGGGUCGCAGCCUGGGAGCCGUGGACAAGUACAGGCUGCGGAAGAAGUUCCCGCUGCCCAAGACGAUAUGGGACGGAGAGGAGACGGUGUACUGUUUCAAGGAGAAGUCCCGCAACGCCCUGAAGGAGUGCUACACCGGCAACAGGUACCCGACUCCGGACGAGAAGCGGCACUUGGCCAAGAUCACCGGGCUCUCGCUCACCCAGGUCAGCAACUGGUUCAAGAACCGCCGGCAGAGAGACAGGACCCCGUCCGGCACCAACAGCAAAAGUGAGUCUGAUGGCAAUCACAGCACAGAGGAUGAGUCUAGUAGGUGUGGUCUUGACGACAUUGCCGUAACAUCCAUGUCUCAGGAAGACCCUGGCUGCCAGACCGCAUCAGUCAUAUCAAUCUCUAGUGCCCCCUGCAGCACAGGAGGCCAGUUACUUCUCAAUGGCACAGGGAGCUUCAUCACUGCCCCACAUCCACUGCUCCUCAAUGGAAGUUCCCUGCUCUCGGGAACCGGAGGCGGGGUCAUCAUUAAUGGGCUGACACUGGGAGACGGCCACACCAUCACCCUGAGCUCGGUUGCUACCAACUCCUCUCUUCUUCUUAACGGGGCUCAGGUUAUCUCCAAACCGUCUGCCUGUGUGGAUUUGGGCCUGGAGGAGGCGACAGUUAACCCGCUGCAAGCGCAGGCCAGUCUGCCUACCAUCGUACUCAACAGUAGCAACAGUUCCAGCACAACCAUCUCCCUCCCACUGCCUCCCGAUGGCAAGGCGGCUGAAGCCGGUGCCGCUCCUUCCACCGUAGACUUCAUCAGCUCCCUUCCCAUUCAGGAAGGCCUGAAAGUAGAAGACACUCAAGCCUUAUCCCCAAAUUCCUUGUCCCCCUCCUCUUCCUCCUCCUCUUCCAGCCUGUCCUCCCCUAGCUCUCUCCCUCCCCUGGUUUUUGCCCAGAAAUGUAAACUCCCUGAAGUUCAAUCCAUCCAAAGCACUGUGUCCCAACCAGGCCUAAUCCACUCCAGUCAGGUGGUCCCUCUCUCCACCCAGCAGGCAGAAAUCGUGGUGCUUGCUACCACUGGCUCCCAGCUGACCUCCAGUGGUCAGGUCUGUCAGGUGGUGUCGUCCACGUCGGCCUCUUCGUCCCCACAGGUGCUCUCCCUGCCCCAGGUGGUCCCGUCGAUCCAGGGCAUCCCCGUGUCACAGCUGGUGCAGCACGCCGGCCCCCAGGUCUCCCCCUGUCCGCAGCUGGUCCCAGUAUCUCCCCUCUCCUCCCAGCUCCCCCAAGCUUCUAUUCCCAGUUUCCCAGCUCAGACAUUUCACAUCAGCUCCAGUCUCGCGCAGCCCCAGCAGCCGGGCGGUUCCCCUGCACUCGGUGACGGUGGCGUCACCAUCCCACUGACGGCCACUCAGCCGGGUCUGACCCUCCAGCUGGGUGACCAGGUGGCCUCCACGUCCGCACUCCCCCACGCACAGGCCCUCCAGAUGCCUGGCGCCCAAGUGAUCCCCAUAUCCUCACCCACGCAAGUCGUCCCCAUCUCCCAACCAGGGCUGACCGCUACAUCCCAGCUCCUUUCGUUGCCCCAGCUCCUCCCCGUGACGUCCAUGGCCGCAGUUACCCCAGGACCCCUUUCCUUCUCACAGGUGGUCCCUACUGCCCCCUCCCUCUCGCUCUCCUCCCCGGGAGGCACCAUUCAGAUCCUCGCCUCCAGCACUGGCGCAGGUGCGGGCAUCACCCAGGGAACCUUUAGAGUUGGCCAGCAGCUGCAGAGCCUGUCAGCCCCAGCCAGUGGUGCUGCUGGGGUCCAGCUGCUGAGUUCUGGAGUAUUUCAGCUCCCCAAAACUCCUCCAGCUGGGAACCUCCUCCUAACUGGUGGUAUGACUGGAAACCCCAUCCUGACCGGCUUGAGCAUCCAGCAGGGGAAACUGAUCCUGACGUUACCUGCUGGCGUUCAGCUCGCCAACCUGCCUGCCAAAGCUGCCCCAGAGUGCCUCACGCCCACCAACGGGGGCAUCACACUUGCGCCCAUCAUCUCCCUCGCUCCCACCACCCCCUCAUCCACCAGCUGCUUCGAGUCUCCGGACGGCCCGCUAAGUUUAGUUGGCUCCUCUGCGCUCUACUCCGGCCCAGACCAGGGUUCCUCGGCUGCCUUGGCCCCGGAGGUCACUGCGCACAGCCCGGCCAGCGGCGUCACCCCCCCGCAGCCCCCCGGCAUGCCCACCACCUCCGAGCUGCCUCCGUCCACCUGGAGCCCCGUGUCCCUCUCUGCGUCCACAGGCCUGACUCUGUUUGACGUCCGGGGGAAGGGGGACCUACCCGAGGAUUCGGCUCUGCUCGCCCUUCCCGGGGGCGAGGGCCUUCUUCUCCACACCCCAUCUCCUGAGCAGGAGGCGGGAGGUACGUCACAACUGGAUGACCCAGAGGACAUGGACCAGGACCCCAAAAUCCUAACACAGCUCCAGUCCGUACCCGUGGACGAGGAUCUAGGUUUGUAAUGAGCGUGUCGUAACCAGGGUCUUCUCCAUUGGAUCUGUACACUUCCAGACCUGAAACAUUCCCAGGUUCACCGUCACCGUGUUAAAGGGAUCUUCUGCUGGCCACGUGAUCUGCCAUCUUGGAUGGCAAACUUCUGCACCCGCAGUGUCCAGAUAAUGGUCAGAACGGAGCCCUUUCAUGUGGGGCUUGAGAUGGAGGAUGACCAUUGGCUGGAGAGCGUGUGCUGCCCCCUAGCUGUGGAGCUAUCGCCAUUGGACAGGGCCUCAGGAACUCAGUUUCCCAGCUAAGCGCAAACAUCCGUGGGGAAAAUCCGGCCCUCCGUCAGCAUGCUUUAGUGAUGACAUCACACAGUGCCUCUUGGUGGUCGCCGAGCCAGCGUGAUGAUCUCUGCCCCGGAAAGGUCUUGUAAAGAAAAGCACUGUCAGCAUUGCCACGGUAACCAAGACAUUAACAUGUAAAAGUAUUUUACAUAAUAAUAAAAAAAACACAGAUUAUUGUAUUAAUGCUGAUAGUCCAUGUAUAGGUUUGCAAACGUAUACAAAUGUAUUCUAUUUGGAUCUUAUUUUAUUAUGCAAAGAAAGUUAUAAAACAUAUAUUAAGCAUAUUGACUGCUAAUUAAGUUGAUUAAAUAUUCAGUGUUAGACACAUAAUUUGCAUGAAUGAAUUGUGUGCGUUACAUAAUGAAAUAAGAUCCAGUAGGAUGACAGAGAGAGAUGUAUCAAUGCCUUUUAGGGCUGUCCGCACAAGAUAGGUGGGAGUUGGUGUUUAAUGUCUUGUAUGCAGUGGUGUCGACAGUAUAAGCACACAAGCACGAAGUAGACUGACUUAUCUUACGAUCUUCCUCUAUGCCCAAGUGCUUUUAACUCUUAAGUUCCCCAGCCUCAAGGAGCACCACACUACAAACUAAAGGCCACUCUAAGCUGGUUUUCCAAAUGUUUAAUCGGCCAUUGGACACAUUUGCUGACAUACUGACUUAAUUUCUCAAGUCUUUCUGUUAACACUAAUAUUUAACAGUUGUGAGAGCAUCCCCACAUAACUCGGUUUAGACGUCAUUAUUGCCACUUCAUUUAGUCCUUCGCACACUGACUAGAAAUGUUGACUGACUCUUUAAGCUGCCAUAUUGGUCUCUAACAAGGUGAACAUGGGCAGUGUGUUUUUAAUGCUUUACAUGUCUGUCAUGAUUUGGUUAUGAGUUUAAAUUUCAGUUCAAGAAGUCUUAGACUGCAUCACGGUGCUGGUUGUACUUAAAAUGUGAUAACGUCACCGGAAAUUUACAUUAGAGGCUGUGCUAUCUCCUGCUGGGUUUGCAUGUUGGUACAUUUGGGAUCUUAAUUCUGUAAAUUUUAUUGACAUGGUCAAAAAAGGUCAGGCAAACAAGAACACUUUAACUGAUAAACUAUUUUUUUGUUACACUAUGCAAUCAAACACUUCAGAUUUAGUUUUUUUUAAUCAUCUUUAUUUAUGUGUGUGUGUGUGUAUGUAUAUAUAAAAAUAAAUAUAGCAUUACUUUCCAAUUACUUUAUUUGUAAAAUUUAAACCGAAGUAGCAUGCAUCAUUUUGUCUUGACUGUUCUGCUUGUGGGUUGUUGCAGUUUUUUUUUUUUUAAUGUUUAGUCUUUUAUUUUUUAGUUGGGAGUGAUUAGCAUUUUGUUUCUGUAAAGGUAUGUUUUCAGACUUCAACAUUCAUAUGUGAUAUCUGCUUUGGAAACCUGAAAUAACCCUUAUGAAAUUCCUUAAAAGAUGACUCCAUUCUGUUGGGGCUGCCACCCGAAAUGUUGAUGCUGAGGUACAAUUUUACAUUAAUUUUGUGAAAAUGAUUAUAUGUUCUCCGCCCCUGGCAGUCUGGGUUUCUGCAGGAUAUUUUUUCCCCUGUAAUGGUACCUCUAAUCACUGUAAUCCAGGCUAUUGUAGUAAUAAUAAUCACUGAGGAUCUCAUGAUUUAAUAAUGUUAUAAUUGUUUUAUUGAUGAGCAGAAACACUCUACAGAUAGUGCCUCAGAGUGGAGUUAGCAUUGAUUGUUGUUACAGGUGGUCUUUCUGCCAAAUUUUACACAGGCAGGGCACCGAGAUUCCAGUUCAUGAAGGCUCGUCUGGAAGACCGUAGAGUGAUUGUGUAGCAGUUCACAGGUUGUGGAGGACACUUUCUUUCUGUUGAAGUUACACUUAAAUCAUGUUCUUGGAGCUAAAAUGUAUGUUUUAUAUACUUAUAAAAGGCUUCGGUUGAACGUUACCGUUUGCGUUUAUAGGGAUUAUUUUUCCUGGCUGUUCGGCAGAGAUUUGUGUUGAGACUAAGGGACAGUUGCACUGACCCUCCUGAACAAGAAGCUGGUGUGUGAUUAAUUCUGUGUCAUCUCUGCUGCUGUCAUUGUUCUCUUGUGCAGAUUAUAUUCUGGCUAGAUUUCUGCUUGCCUUAACAUCUUGCAUUCUCAGAGGUACACUUGAUCUGACAUUCUCUCUUGUAGUUGUCCAUACGUUAAAAAAAUCCGUUUUGUCUUUUUAAAUUUAUUUUUUAACCAUUUUAUGGGUCAGUAGCUCUGUGAGGGACGUCUUUUCUGAGUUGCUUUGAGAAAGUAACUUUCCAUGAACUCUUGCACUUGACUGAACCUUUCCCUCCCAAUCAGUAUGAAAUUUUGAUUGAAUGCAUGGAAGUUUCCGCUGUUUUUGUAGUGUGUGGUUUUUAUUUUUUUUGUGGUUUUAAACAUUUCAAAUGAAUCACUUGUAAAUUACUGGCCUGGACAUGGAAAAUGAGUUCUCUGCAUUUCAGAGAAUCAGUUACCUGGCCUUCAGGUUGAAGGGGAUUCAUCCUUAUUGUCUGUCUGUGCACCAUCUCUGCACCAUGAUGAUGUCACAUAAUACUCUAGUAGUGGGGUGUAAAGGCUGUGGUGCAGUUUGAAUCAUGCCGUUGAUUAUAAAUGAUCUGGAUUGAGUUGGACAGAGAAAGUGAGUUUUUAAAGUCCUAAUGAAUGAUCUACUUCAACCAGUACUUGGUUUCAGUUGUGAUAUCGCUGUCAGAUUUUAAUUUGGGACAAAAAUUUGGAGGGAGUUGCACAGAAGGAUGAACCUAAGAGAUCUAUUUUUGCUACACUGUCGACUGACAUAAAUCAGCUCGGAGAGCAUUUGUCUGGCUGUUGGUCGCUCUUGUAGCUCUGCCAGUGUGACUGUGCCUGCAGCUGAGCUCUUCCACUGCAUCUGAGCUCUUCCACUGCAUCUGAGCUCUUCCACUGCAUCCUCGGAAUUGGCCUCCGCUUUGGAAGUACGACAAUCCCUCAGGAUGAUCUCUGACUAAAAGUAGGCGCUCGAUAGAAAGUACACCUAUUCUGUUAAACUAACUUUAAGCAUUUAUUUUGUAUGCACGCAUAUAUAAAUAUAUAUUCUAAAUAGGACUUAAAGUUUUUUAGGAAUUCUUUACCAAAGGUUUGUAUUCUGUGAAUUGUGUAUUUUAUUAUUAUUAUUUUUUUUAAACUUGUAUUGGUGUUCUGGUGUGUUUUUGUGUGGGGGGUUGUCUGCUAUGUCCUGUACAAACAUUGUGUUUAAGCUGUGCACACUAUUUGUAGAUCAAGGGAAUACAUGUGACUGUCUGUCUGUCUCUCCGUGUGCGUUGGGGGGGACAUUCUCCCAAUGGUGAAAGCUGUUACAGUUAAAUGUACCUUCCUGUCAUGUUUUUACACGCGAUGUCAUUGGUGCGCUUGUGCUCCCCGAUCCUCUGGUUUCAUUGGUGUUUCUUUGGAUUACCUCUGCUCCCACUUCCCCACCACACAUCCGCAAACACAGCCGUUGUAACCAAAGCUUUAGUAAAGGGAUGUAUUUAAACAGAAUUGGUUUCAAGGUGGAGAACACCUCUUUUUUUAAUACAUUUUUGUACUUAAAGGUAUUAUUUUUAUAAACCAUUUAAUUGAUAUUGUAAUAAACAUUUAAAAUGAAA